This is a messenger RNA of Lindgomyces ingoldianus, 783 nucleotides long. RefSeq lists its product as uncharacterized. The coding region runs from base 1 to 408 and encodes 135 amino acids. The transcript has a single exon. Lineage: Eukaryota; Fungi; Ascomycota; Dothideomycetes; Pleosporales; Lindgomycetaceae. The record is from RefSeq and is a predicted model, not a curated record.
AUGGACGCCAUCCUUGGAUCCAUCUAUGCCUUUCCCGCACCGCACCGAACACGCACUCGGCCACUCCAGGUCAUAUGCGUAGGCCCAUCUCGCUCCGGCACCGACUCUCUGCGUCAAGUACUUCUCCAACUCAGUUAUCCAAACGUCUUCCAUGGCUAUGAAACCAUUUUUGAUGAGAACCGGUACCAAAAACCACUGCUCUCUCGCAUCCUUAAGAAAAAGUACAACGGCGGGUCCAAGGAUGGUAACAUUGUCUUCACAACUGAGGAAUUCGACCAAUUAUUUGCAGAUUACAACGCUGUAACUGAUAUGCUAGUUGCAAUGAUGGCAGUAGAGCUUGUAUCCCGCUUACCCAAACGCAAAAGUCAUUCUGGAUCGACGAAAAGACGUAGAUGUAUGGUGGGCUAGCACGGCGGCGACCUUCAUGGUGCAGCAGGAUAGUUAGAUAAAUUGGUUUCUGAGUUGGUUCUCGCCAGAUUUGUAUUGGACAAGGAAAUUAGUUCUUCGGGAGGGAUUUCGUUUGUUUUACCAGGGAGAUUUUAAGCCAAAUGGGAAGUGGAGGUAUCGAGAGCAUUGUGCGAUGGUUGGAGACCUUUGUGCGAGUUCUUGGGAAAGGAGGUUCCUGAUACGGAUUUCCCAAGAGGUAAUACUGGGAAAGAUUUCGCAUACAAGAUUUGCAACCGCGCAUGCACACCACCGGAGACAAGCGUAUCAAGAUAUGGCGUUGGUCUGUGUAGUCCUUAUUGCCAUCGGUUCGGUGGUCGUAUUUACGCCUAACCAGGU